AUGCAACUCACCAACUUCACACUCCCGCUCGGCUUGGGCUUGAUGCUCUCAAACGCAGGAUCUAGAAUUGCGUCCUUAAAACAGAGCUUCCUCGGUUCUUCCAACAUCAGCAGCACCGCUCCAGCAACAAUGGCAUACACCCUGCCACAGCUCCCAUACAGCUACGAUGCCCUCGAGCCGCACUUCGACGCAGAGACCAUGGAGAUCCACCACUCAAAGCACCACAACACCUACGUGACCAAUCUCAACGCCGCGCUCCAAGGCGAUGAGCUAAGUACUCUCGCCGUCGACGAUGUGAUCACCAAGCUCGACCAAGUCCCAGCAGACAAGCGCACCGCCGUUCGCAACCACGGAGGGGGCCACGCAAACCACAGCUUCUUCUGGAAGAACCUCAAGCUCGGCACUGCUCUCUCCGGUUCCCUCAAAGACGCAAUUGAGAAUGAGUUCGGCAGCUUCGAGGCUUUCCAGAAGGAGUUCGAAGCCGCCGCCACCAAAGUCUUUGGGUCCGGGUGGGCGUGGUUGGUUUUGAAGGAUGAGGGAAGUUUGAAGGUCGUCACGACUGCCAACCAGGACAGCCCGUUGAUGGGCGAAGACGUAGUCGGCGCUGCGUCGACGGGCUUCCCGAUCUUGGGGUUGGAUGUUUGGGAGCAUGCUUACUACCUGAAGUAUCGCAAUUCGCGGCCGAGCUACAUUAAGGCGUUCUGGAGUGUGGUCAAUUGGGAUGAAGCCAGCGCCAGGUAUGCGCAGAUGGUGAAGGCGUGA
Anthostomella pinea is the source of this 762-nucleotide messenger RNA. Lineage: Eukaryota; Fungi; Ascomycota; Sordariomycetes; Xylariales; Xylariaceae. The record is from the annotation of a GenBank genome assembly.